Molecule: messenger RNA, 3813 nt
Organism: Lodderomyces jiufengensis
Lineage: Eukaryota; Fungi; Ascomycota; Pichiomycetes; Serinales; Debaryomycetaceae
Gene: PGA63
Product: Pga63p
Exons: 1
Coding region: 1-3813 (1270 amino acids)
Biological process (GO): endoplasmic reticulum organization; intracellular protein transport; endoplasmic reticulum to Golgi vesicle-mediated transport
Cellular component (GO): endoplasmic reticulum exit site; COPII vesicle coat
Molecular function (GO): structural molecule activity; protein binding
Source: RefSeq, a predicted model, not a curated record
AUGGUAAAGAUAAGUGAAAUAAAUAGAACUUCAACUUUUGCUUGGAGUCUGGAUAGUCUUCCAUUAUUAGUAACUGGAACUGUUGCAGGUACUGUUGAUAUAGAUUUUAGUUCUUCAGCAACUUUAGAAUUAUGGGAUAUUUUUUCACCAACAAAUAAUGAUAAACCCAUUUUUACUUCAUCAGUUGAAAAUAGAUUUAAUGCAUUAGCAUGGUCAAAACCUUUUGAAGGUAAAUCAAAGGGAAUAAUAGCUGGUGCAUUUGAAAAUGGAGAUAUUGAAUUUUGGGAUGCUGAAAUUUUAAUUAAAACUAAAGAUCUUUCAAAAGCUUCUAUACAUAAAGCUGAAAAAUCAAAGGGAGUUAUUAAAUCAUUACAAUUUAAUCCUAUACAACCUCAUAUUUUGGUUACUGGUGGUACAAAUGGUUCAAUUCUUAUAUGGGAUACUAAAACUUUUAAAGAACCUUUUGGACCUGGUCAAGCAAUGACUCCAAUGGAUGAAGUAAGUUGUGUUUCAUGGAAUAAUUCAGUUAGUCAUAUUUUUGCAAGUACUGGUAAUAGUGGUUAUACAUCAAUUUGGGAUUUGAAAAGUAAAAAAGAAGUUUUACAUUUAUCAUAUAAUGGACCAUCAGGUAGAGCUAAUUUUUCUCAUGUUGCAUGGCAUCCAACAAAAUCUACUCAAUUAGUAACAUCAAGUGAUAAUGAUUCAUGUCCAUUAAUUUUAACUUGGGAUUUAAGAAAUUCGAAUGCACCAGAAAAAGUUCUAGAAGGUCAUAAAAAGGGAGUUUUAUCAUUGGAUUGGUGUAAACAAGAUCCAGAUUUAUUGAUUUCAAGUGGUAAGGAUAAUUCAACUUUAUUAUGGAAUCCAAUUGAAGGUAAAAAAUUAGGUGAAUAUCCAACUACUGCUAAUUGGGCUUUUAAAACGAGAUUUGCUCCAUCAGCUCCAGAUAUUUUUGCGACUGCUUCAUUUGAUGGUAAAAUAAUAAUUCAAACUAUACAAGAUACUUCACCACCUGUAUCCACAAAAGUUGCUGCAUCUAAUGAUGAUAAUGAAUUUUGGAGUGAAUUAUCAGUUACUGAAACUCAACAACCAGUAUUUGAAACAAGACAAGCUCCAGCUUGGUUAAAAACCCCAAUAAGCGCAUCAUUUGGUUUUGGAUCAAAAUUAGUUAUUGUAAAAAAUAGUCCAAAAUCAGUUGUUACUGUUGAAAAAUUUUUAGUUAAAGGUCAUGAAAAAUCAGAUAAAAUAUUUAAAGAUUUGAAAAAUGAAGAUUAUGAAUCCAUUAUAGACACUCAUUUGAAAGAUGACAUUGUUAAUGACCUUGAUAAAGCCGAUUGGGAAGUUUUAAAAAAUUUCUCAAAACACGGUAAAAAAGAUUUAUUCAAUGAGCAAGAACCAGAAGAAAAAGACAAUAAGAAAAAUGUCCAUAAUAACGAUGAUGAAGAGAAGAAAGACGGUGAGAAAAUUGAAGUUGAAGAAGAUGAUUUCUUUUCUCAUCUUGGAAAUGGUAAAGCAACUACCAGCAAAACGUUUGUACCUUCAGGAGAUUUCACCAUAUAUAAAUCAAGUUCUUCAGAUAUUGAUAAAAAAUUGAUAAACUUAAUAUUGAAAAAUAAAAUAGAAGAUGCUGUUGAAUCAAGUUUGAGUCAAGAUAAAUUAAUUGAUGCAUUGGUUUUGGCUUUAGAUGCAUCAGCUUCUGUUAAAGAGAAUGUUAAAAAUGCAUAUUUUGAAAAAUAUAAAACUAACAGUUUAUCAAGAGUCAUUUAUAAUGUUUCAUCUAAGAAUGUUACAGAUCUUGUUGCUCAUGCGAAUGUUGAUAACUUUAAAGAAAUUGCAAUUGGUAUAACUUCUUUUACUACAGACACAGAUGAGUACAAUAAAAAGAUGUCAGAACUAGGUGAUAGACUUUUGGAAGCUGACAAAAAGAAUAGGGAUAAUGCUAUAACCUGUUAUUUGGCUGGUUCUGCUUUGGAUAAAAUUGCUAACCUUUGGCUACAAGAAUUACCUGAUUUAGAAUCAGACUUGUUAAAAUCUGAUACAAAGGAUAUUUCAACUCCAUCUGAAGCUCGUUUACAAGCAUUAACAAAUUUUGUUGAGAAAAUUGCAACAUAUAGACAUUAUUCUAAAACUGAAGGUAUUAUUUCUGGACCAUUAGUAGAACCAAUUUCAAAAGCUAUAUUGGAAUUUGUUAAUCUUGUUGCAGGUACUGGUGAAUUUGAUUUAGCUGAUAAAUUUUUACAAUUAUUGCCAAGUGAAUUUGCAGGUGUUGAAAAAGAAAGAAUUUUGAAAGCUACUGGUAAAGACGUUGCUAACACUUCUGUUAAACCAAAAGUUGAACCAAAGCCAUUACCAAAAAAUUUACCUAAAAAAUCUGCAUAUUCAAAUGUUUCAAAUCCAAUUACACCUCAAUCUCAAUAUCAACCACCACAGCAACAACCACAACAUUCUCAAUAUCAACCACAACAUCCACAACAACAAUACAAUAAACCAUCGUCAAUACCACAAAUUCCUCCAAUUUCUCAACAACCACCAAUUUCUCAACCAAUAAAUAAUUAUGCAACUUCCGCUCCAAAAUCUAAUCCUUAUGCUAGAGCAAAUCCUUAUGCUCCAUCAAAUAUUUAUAAAGCUACAACACCAACUGGGGCUCCACAAGCUCAAGCAAAUACUGGUAUUCCACCUCCACCACCACCAUCUGGAGGAUCUAGAUCUAAACAAGAAACUGAAGGUUGGAAUGAUUUACCAGACUCUUUUAAAUCAAAAGCUAGUGCGCCACGUCGUCCUGCUGCUUCAGCUGCCGCUACAGCAACUACACCAUCUCCUGGUCCAUUAACCUCUCAACCAAGUCAAUCAAGCGUUAAUUCUUUUGGACCACUCAAACGAACAGUUUCAACUAAUAAUGUUCCACCACCUCCGCCAAAAAGUGCAAGUCGUACAGUUUUAAAAUCAACAGUUCCAACCCAACCUAUUUCAUCACCAAAACCUCAACAUUCAAAUAAAUAUGCCCCACCACCAGGUGUUGAAUCAGCUAUCUCAACUCCAGGUUUCACUGCUCCUUCAACUGCAAAUGCAUCACCUCGUGCAGCUAAAAAGAACCCAUAUGCCCCAACAACUGAAAACAUUCCAUCAAAAAUUACUUAUGCAUCACCACCAGCUCAACAAUUUUCAAAUGGUCCUCCAGCUCAUAUAAGUUUACCACCAAAAAAUCCUUAUGCUCCACCACCUUCUUCAAAUUUAACUCCAAGUAAAGGAAUUGCAUUACCAGAUAAGAAUUUCGGUUCAGCUCCACCACCUCAACAACCUUUUGGAACUACAAUGGCAACUCCAAUUCAACCUCCAUUCAGUGGAAUCCCUCCACCACCACCAACUGGUUCAAUUAUCAAAAAUCAGCCACCAGCUAAAUCUACAACAGCCCCACCGCCACAACCACCACCACAACAUCAACAGCAAGAGCCAGAACCAGAAGAGAUAAAACAUCCUAAAGGUGAUAGAUCUCAUAUUUCAGAGGAUUCAUUACCAAUCUACCAAUCAUUAAGUAAAGUUGCAGAGACUAUAAAACCAAGCAUUCCAGAGAAAUAUGCAAGACAUGGAGCAGAUAUGGAACAAAGAUUAAAUAUAUUAUUUGAUCAUUUAAAUAAUGAAGAAAUCAGUAAAUCAUUAAUAGAAUCAUUAAAACAAUUAAGUUCAAAUUUAGAACAAAAACAAUUUGAUCAAGCAAAAGCUAUUAAUGUUGAAAUUGCAACAAAUUUUAGUGAUGAAUUAGGUAAUUGGCAUACAGGACUUAAACGUUUAAUUACAAUGGCAGAGGCAAUGUAUUAA